Messenger RNA from Lotus japonicus, 2722 nucleotides. RefSeq names its product monosaccharide-sensing protein 2-like. Gene Ontology annotation, molecular function: myo-inositol:proton symporter activity. Gene Ontology annotation, cellular component: membrane. The record is from RefSeq and is a predicted model, not a curated record. The transcript is spliced from 5 exons. The coding region runs from base 314 to 2506 and encodes 730 amino acids. Gene Ontology annotation, biological process: transmembrane transport. NCBI's taxonomy places the organism in Eukaryota, Viridiplantae, Streptophyta, Magnoliopsida, Fabales, Fabaceae.
AACCAUAUUUGCAGUCUCGUACAGCUAAGUGUGAGGAGAUUGAGGUUGAGACUUGAGAUAGAUAUGUUUUGAAUUUUGAUUUGCUGAUAAUGCAUCCAUCCAACUUGGAACAUCUGAAACUGAAACCAACAACACUCCAGCAUGUUCAGUCAGAGACAUGCCUGCACAUACACAUACACAUACACAUACACACAGCUAUUUAUCUUGUGAACACUGAUUGCCUAUCAAGAUCUCACAAUCACAAUUGCUCCAAAGUUUUCAAUCUGAGUACAAGUUAUUGUUGGGUUUUGGAUUUCUCUAACCAAAUCAAAAAAUGUUGCCAGUUGUGAUUGUUGCAGUUGCUGCUACACUUGGGAAUCUCCUGGUCGGAUGGGAUAGUUCAACAAUUGCUGGGGGUAUGACCUACAUGAAGGUGGAAUUCAACUUGGAGACAAAUCCCACACUUGAAGGGUUAAUCGUGGCCAUGUCAUUCAUAACCGGAACCGUUGUUACAAUCUUCUCUGGGACAGUAUCUGAUUUGGUUGGAAGGCGCCCUAUGCUGAUAACAUCUUCUCUCAUGUUUUUCGUUAGCGGAUUGAUAAUGUUGUGGGCUCCUAAUGUUAGUGUUGUUCUCUUGUCGAGGAUACUUAACGGGGUUGCUGCUGCUCUUGCCGUCACUUUUAAUCCUCUCUAUAUAUCCGAGAUCGCGCCGGCGGAUAUCAGAGGCCAAUUGAACACUAUUACACAGUUUGCUUGCUCUGGUGGAAUGUUCUUGUCUUAUAUCUGGGUGUUCUCAAUGUCCUUGAUGCAAUCGCCAAAUUGGAGAGUCAUGCUCAGUGUUAUUUCUAUUCCUUCUAUUGUAUAUUUUGCUCUGGCCGUGUUUUAUCUGCCUGAAUCUCCAAGGUGGCUUGUGAGCAAAGGGCGAAUCCGUGAGGCUGAAAAAGUUUUGCAAAGGCUUCGCAAUGCUGAAGACGUUUCUGGGGAGUUGGCUUUGUUGGCGGAGGGUCUCAGCCCUGGGGGUGAAGACAUUUCCAUAGAAGAGUAUGUAGUUGCUCCGGCCAGUGAUUUCCUUGUGAACCAGGAAGCAGGGAAAGAUUACAUAAAGUUAUAUGGACCCAAUGAGGGUGUUGCAAUGGUUGCUCAACCAGUUACUGGACAGGGUAGCAUGAUGUCCCGCAGCAUGUUGUCCCGCAGCAUGUUGUCUCAGCAAGGAAGCUUUACAUCUCAGGCUGCAGCUGGUUUUAAGGAUCCUAUUGUCAAUCUCUUUGGAAGUUUGCAUGAGAGUAAUCUUGCUGAGAAUGAAGGUUCACGCAGCAUGCUAGUUACUCAUGCCAACAGUAUCUUUAGUGUGGGGGAUCCAGAGUCCAGCCCCUUUGACACCAGUGACAACCUGCGUGCUCCGCUAAUGUCAUUUCAAGGCGGUGCUGGGGAGAAGGAUAGGGCUUAUGGAUCCAAGGACAUGUUAGGUAUGGGGAGCAAUAGCUAUCUCAGAAGUAAUAGCAGUUUGGUCCAUGGAAAUGCUGGCGAAACACCUAGAAGUACAAACAUUGGCGGAGGCUGGCAAUUGGUUUAUAAAUCAGCCGACGGUGGUGCUGGGGGUGGGAAAAGAGAAGGGCUCCAAAGGGUUUAUUUGCAUGCAGAUCCUGCCGCAGUGUCUCACUCUCAACAUGCUUCAUUUGUUUCAACUUCUGGUUAUGACAUGGCGAUAGAUGGUGGUGAAGUUUAUCAGGCUUCUGCUUUAGUCAGCCGGUCGGUUCUAGGUACUAACGAUAUAUUGAAGAUGCCUGAAGUUUCUGCAAAAGGUCCAAGUUGGAAAGGUCUGCUAGAACCAGGAGUCAAGCGUGCAUUAGUGGUUGGGAUAGGACUUCAAAUUCUUCAACAGGCUGCUGGCAUAAAUGGGUUUCUAUACUAUGCUCCCCAGAUUCUCCAGGAGGCGGGAGUAGGGUCUCUUCUGUCAAAUUUGGGCAUUAGUUCAACAUCUGCUUCUUUUCUUGUAAAUAUCAUCACAACAUUCUGUAUGCUUCCUUGUAUAGCUAUUUCUAUAAAGCUCAUGGAUAUUGCUGGCAGGAGGUCAAUCAUGCUGUAUACAACACCCAUUUUGAUUGUUUGUCUCCUGAUACUAGUGCUCCGCGAGUUCUUUUACCUCAGUUCGGUCCUCGAUGCCGCAAUAACCGCUGUUUGUGUUAUCGUCUAUGAAAGCGUCUUCUGCAUGGGCAUAGGUAUUAUUCCCAACAUCAUAUGUGCCGAGAUCUUCCCAACCAAUGUUCGCGGAAUCUGCAUUUCUCUGACUUCCCUCACAUAUUGGGUUUGCACCUUGAUAGUCACUUUGGCAUUUCCCUAUCUGCUCCAGCUCAUAGGCCUCACUGGUGUCUUUUCACUAUUUGUUGGUGGCUGCAUUAUUACAUUGAUAUUUGUCUACUUGAAAGUGCCUGAAACAAAGGGCAUGCCUUUGGAAGUCAUCAUCGAGUUUUUUGCUAUUGGUGCAAAGCCUGGUACUGAUCCUGCCACAAUAGGAAUCAAAGUUUGACAUCAUAGAGAUAUGAUGAUCAUCUUCAUAAGAAGCAGCAUUAAUCAUUGAUGAAUUUAGAAGUAUGGUUGGUUUUGAUUCACCUGAAAGUGAGUUAAGAAGAUUUUGUGGUUGAUUGAAGCUAUUUGGUGUUUGAACAUAAAUAUCUAGUAGUUGUUUAUUAGUUUAAUUUACAUGCUAUGAUUAAUGAUUAGAGAGAGUAGUGGUCCUUUUAUA